GAGUUCCGGUUCACCCAGCAUUUCCUCCUCCCUGUUUUCUUUCGUCGUCGUGGGUGGGAAUUGUUGCCUAAGUGCUUCCGGGUUGGUGGAUGACCUUGAGCCCUCAGGAACGAGAUGGCGGUUCUUUGGAGGCUGAGUGCCGUUUGCGGUGCCCUAGGAGGCCGAGCUCUGUUGCUUCGAACUCCAGUGGUCAGACCUGCUCAUAUCUCAGCAUUUCUUCAGGACCGACCUAUCCCAGAAUGGUGUGGAGUGCAGCACAUACACUUGUCACCGAGCCACCAUUCUGGCUCCAAGGCUGCAUCUCUCCACUGGACUAGCGAGAGGGUUGUCAGUGUUUUGCUCCUGGGUCUGCUUCCGGCUGCUUAUUUGAAUCCUUGCUCUGCGAUGGACUAUUCCCUGGCUGCAGCCCUCACUCUUCAUGGUCACUGGGGCCUUGGACAAGUUGUUACUGACUAUGUUCAUGGGGAUGCCUUGCAGAAAGCUGCCAAGGCAGGGCUUUUGGCACUUUCAGCUUUAACCUUUGCUGGGCUUUGCUAUUUCAACUAUCACGAUGUGGGCAUCUGCAAAGCUGUUGCCAUGCUGUGGAAGCUCUGACCUUUUUGACUUCAUACUUUGAAGAAUUGAUGUAUGCCUCUUUGCCUCUGCUUUGUCAUGCCAUUAAGCUCACAAUAAGGAAGAAAUAACAGAUAAGUCCAUUGGUGGACAGCCUUCUUCUCUUAAUCACAAGAUUAUUUUCAGAAUUUAAUCUUUGAGGAAAGGGUUUGAGAGGAAUUAUAUCUCAGUUGUGAGACUGAGUUCUGUAUUCUGGUGAGUUAAUGGGGUUGCCUCCCAGCUUCUUAUAAGACUCACAGUAUAACUAAACAUGAUAUAUCAGCUUUUGCCUUUUAAUUUAUCAAUCUCUUAAAGAGAAUCCAACUUUAUUACGAUUAGUAUAUGAUCAAACUUCCAUAUUUGCCUUGGGAAUAAUGGACAAAGGGAAAUACUCUUAAUCCAUGCAUAAAAACUUUGCAGAAAAUUAGACAGUGUUUAAUUUUCGAAAACUUCCCUCUCUAGACAGUAGAUACCACCUGCUGAUGGUUACAUAUACUAGGGAAAUUUUAAAAUUAGGAAAUGCUGAUAGCUCAUAUUAUAAAUUUCUAAAUCCUAGGAAGAAACACUUGGAGUGCUUCUGAAUAUACAGAAGUUCCAUUUAAGGGCAAGUUUCCCCAUAGAUGUAUCAAAAUACUACCAACUGUAAACUGAGAUUUAAUUCUCAAAUGUAUUCUACUUGUUCUAAAACAAUCUGUCCACAAAUAUGAAACUAUAAGUAAUAAAUUGUUAUUUUCGCACAAUGGGAAUCUCUAAUGUGAAAAUGUAUUCUAUGAAAAUAAUUUUUUUAAAUAAAAUGUUGUAUAAUAAAA
Gorilla gorilla gorilla (western lowland gorilla) is the source of this 1400-nucleotide messenger RNA. It is a transcript of the gene SDHD, whose product is annotated as succinate dehydrogenase complex subunit D. Lineage: Eukaryota; Metazoa; Chordata; Mammalia; Primates; Hominidae. Gene Ontology annotation, molecular function: heme binding; ubiquinone binding. The transcript has 4 exons. Gene Ontology annotation, biological process: tricarboxylic acid cycle; mitochondrial electron transport, succinate to ubiquinone. The record is from RefSeq and is a predicted model, not a curated record. Bases 115 to 594 code for a protein of 159 amino acids. Gene Ontology annotation, cellular component: respiratory chain complex II (succinate dehydrogenase); membrane; mitochondrial envelope.